Molecule: messenger RNA, 6214 nt
Organism: Vicugna pacos (alpaca)
Lineage: Eukaryota; Metazoa; Chordata; Mammalia; Artiodactyla; Camelidae
Source: RefSeq, a predicted model, not a curated record
CAGCUUCCCCGCCGCCUUCGCAGCCUCGAGCAGAGGUUGGAGGAACCCCGGGCCCCAGCCACGCCGAGCCGAACGGCCGCAGCGGCGGCGGCUUCCCUUUUCUCUCCCAGGGAGCCCCGGAGCACCUCGCGGACCGGCCUUAAAAAGAGCUGGAAAUCUUGUUUACCGCCCGGGGAGCGGAGCCCAUCGAGCCUUUGUCUGGAAAGUCAGCAUCUCUCGCUCCGGCUGCAAUGUGUUCCUGGUGACACUAGCCUUGGGCAGACCGGCCGCGGCCGGAGAAGGGGGGAGGUCCGCCAGGUUCAGAUCUGGUUUCGGAGGCGGAUCAAGCUGGUGACUUCGGUGCAUUCGUUUUAAUUUUUGGAAAUCUCUCUUUUUUCCCUCCCUCGCCCGCCUCCGGGCAUAUCCUGAUCUGGCGCCCGCUCCUACUGCCCUGGGCUGCCGAUCAAAGCGGUUUCCAGCGGGUCUCCAUCCCUCCCUGCCUGACUUUGCAACACCGCGAUCCAGGCGGAUCGACCUCCGCGAGGAAGGAGGCGGGGGAGCCGCGAACACCCGGACCCAAACCUUGACAUGCUUUCGGGCGGAAAGGAGGAAGCCAGGAGCUGAGCGCACCGCCGGGGUUGCUUCGCUGGCCGGCUCUGAGCGCGGAACUCCAGGCGCCCUGUCCUGCGUCUGGGCGGCAGCCUUGUUGGUCUGGGGGCGAACCACCCCCCAAAUCCCGCCGCUUCCCGCCCCGGGGGUCCGCGGCCGGCAGGACCAUGCUGCUAAAGGAGUACCGGAUCUGUAUGCCGCUCACCGUGGACGAGUACAAAAUCGGACAGCUGUACAUGAUCAGCAAGCACAGCCAUGAACAGAGCGACCGAGGAGAAGGGGUGGAGGUUGUCCAGAACGAGCCCUUCGAGGACCCUCACCAUGGCAACGGGCAGUUCACGGAGAAGCGCGUGUAUCUCAACAGCAAACUGCCUAGUUGGGCUAGAGCUGUUGUCCCCAAAAUAUUUUACGUUACAGAGAAGGCAUGGAACUAUUAUCCCUACACAAUUACAGAAUACACAUGUUCCUUUCUGCCGAAAUUCUCCAUUCAUAUAGAAACCAAGUAUGAGGACAACAAAGGAAGCAACGACAGCAUUUUUGACAAUGAAGCCAAAGACCUGGAGAGAGAAGUUUGCUUUAUCGAUAUUGCCUGCGAUGAAAUUCCAGAACGUUACUACAAAGAAUCUGAGGAUCCUAAGCACUUCAAAUCUGAGAAGACAGGACGGGGACAGUUAAGGGAAGGCUGGAGAGACAGUCAUCAGCCCAUCAUGUGUUCCUACAAGCUGGUGACGGUGAAAUUUGAGGUCUGGGGGCUUCAGACCAGAGUGGAACAAUUUGUACACAAGGUGGUCCGAGAUAUUCUCCUGAUUGGACAUAGACAGGCUUUUGCAUGGGUUGAUGAGUGGUAUGAUAUGACAAUGGAUGAUGUUCGGGAAUACGAGAAAAACAUGCAUGAACAAACCAACAUAAAAGUUUGCAAUCAGCAUUCCUCCACUGUGGAUGACAUAGAGAGCCAGGCCCAAACAAGUACAUGACAAUGGAUGAAGUCCGAGAAUUUGAACGAGCCACUCAGGAAGCCACCAACAAGAAAAUUGGCGUUUUCCCACCUGCCAUUUCUAUCUCCAGCACCCCGCUGCUGCCUUCUUCAGUCCGCAGUGCCCCUUCCAGUGCUCCAUCCACACCUCUGUCCACAGAUGCACCAGAAUUCCUGUCAGUUCCCAAAGAUCGGCCCCGGAAGAAGUCCGCCCCAGAAACUCUUACACUCCCAGACCCUGAGAAAAAAGCCACCCUGAAUUUACCUGGCAUACACUCUUCAGAUAAGCCAUGUCGGCCCAAAUCAGAGUAACUUCAUAUGAAUAUUUCAUGGGGUUUUAUAUUUUCAGUUUUGUUUUUCUUUUUUUUUUAAGACUCUUCUGAUACAGAAAAAGACUGUUUUGUCACUCAGACGUGUUCCUUUGAUCUCUUGAGUGUGCAUGUGGUUAAGUAAUUUCACAUAUAAUAUGAGUCCCUAAGUAUGCCACACAGCGUCAUAUUAGAUGUAAAAUGAAAAACUCGCAAAGGACAGAAGGAAUCUUCUGUAGCCACAGCUGGAUGCCAGGGAGGAAGCCUUGUUAUUGGGCAUUUGAGGAGGUUGGCAUCGACGUCAAGGGUAAAUAAAUGAAAACUCUGCACCACUGUGUUACAAGGUGCAGUAAAAUAGUGAAGUCAGAUUCCUCCCAUCAAGCCUGAAAUUCUCAAAAAUAUUCUCAGGUGUAACAUACCUACUUGUUAAAUUUUGAACUGCUCAUUACCAAUACUUGAAUACCAGUAGUUACUGAGAUUCCUAUUUUGAUUAGUCUGACUCAGGAUUUGGGGCCUAAUUAACUCUUUAAAAUUGGGGGAAAUUUUAAUUAUCAACCUGUAGAGGCUCCAAGUGCAAUUAAUGAUAACUUAUUUAUACCUUUCACAGAAUUUAAUAAAGAUUCCACUUGUUUCUGUCUUUUAAUAACUUUCCCCUUUGUGCCCUUGUGGCCUCAGAAAUCUUUAAGAAUUAUGUGGAUGAAUGUGACCAUAACUGACUGAUUUUUGAAUGAUUUGGCUUAGGAACCAAGAGACCCAGGUGAGGCAAAACAUCUUCUUUUUCCUACAGGUACCAACGAACCUUGACCUGUCGACUUCCAUCAUCCAUUAAGAUUCUCAGAAUUUGUAGUUAAUUGAGUAGAAUUCACUGACUAUUUGCCCAUUCAAAGAAGUUUAAGGGUAGAGAAAGCUAACUGGACUUUAACACUGUCAGAAUUGUCUCCCAUCCCCCUCCUCAUUUUACCCUUAAUGACAUCCAGGCUUCCCUGGAAUCGAUUGCCCAUCUCCAGACCUUAGAAAAGAGUGGCAUUCUCUUGCUCCUUACUUGGGAAUGUCGCAGAAGUCGAGCAGACAGUCAAGUGGGAGGAGAGAAUGCGCAGGCUUGCUGACUCCAAUAUGUAGAGUGAAAGGAAGGAGUGAUAAAAGAUGCCCCUCUGUCUAGCUUUCUUUUCUGCGAGUCGUGGUAACGCAAGAUUAGAAUCAAGGUUGACGGGAGACAAGAUCAUUCACCAAAGUGGCGGAAAGAGAACUCUCCUUUGACCUAAAGAGAAAAAACUCUGCCACCUUCGCACCUCACUGCCUUUAAACACAGAAGGAAGAGCAAACAGAAUCUAGCAUUUACUUCUGUCCUCUGAGAGAGGAAGAGAACAAGGUAAUUGGGCAACUCCGAGGCCCCAGCUAGCCUUCCUGACCAUAACCUCCAACCUCAGGUAAGGGACCUUCCCCAAACAGAUUCCAAAGGACACAACACAGACCAAGGAGCGUAUCCUCCUCCUCUUACACAGCCUCUCAGCCAGUGGACCCUGCCUGCUUCUCUCUCUCAGUGCCCAGCACUCUGCAUAGUGUCUUUCAAGUUGACAAACUCUCCCAAGGUGCAGGUGCUGGCCCCAGGAGCCCAGCACCAAGUGUUCUAAGUCAUAUGUCAGAUUGUCAAGAUCAUUUCUUUAUCUGUAGGUUAACAUUUAGCUUAGUAAAUAAAUAAACAAACCCAGAACUCAAAGGAAACCCAUUGCAAAUAGCUUAGAUCAACAGUGCAUCUCUUCCCUAAGAACGAUAGCACCAUAGUAAGACACUUUUGCAUGGUAUGGUAGCAUGAUUUUUGCUUGUGGGAAAACUCAAAUCUUUUAUCCAGACCUCUUGGACUUCUCAAUGGCUCCCUCUCGACCCAGUAGUACUUAACAAGAACGUUUGGCUUUAGAAAGCAAAAUGCUACUUUUCAGAAGACACUGAUGUAGUGUGUGUAUUUGCUUACCAUUUGCAAGCUGAAAUCAGGUGGGGUGGGGUCAUUAUUUUCGCAUGGAAUGGAUUUAUUUUGUGCAGGCUGGUAACACAUCUGGCACCUAGUUUUUCCACUGAUGCCUUUGCUGUUUUCAGUUUUUGUAGAGUAGCUUCUGCCACCAAGGUCAACAAUUCUUUAUGCUUUAGAAAGCUAAUUUCUCAUUUCCUACUGUGAGUUUUCUUUCUCUUAUAGCCAGCACAAUACCAACGACAUUAUGCAAAGCUACCAAUGAUCGUGUGAUUCUUAGCCAACAAAUAUGUGUGCUUUUAAAGUAUGUUCAGUUUUUCUGUCUCCAUGUGGUUUGUGUGCAUUUUAAAAGGGGGGAGGGGUGCGGAUAUUCCUUUGGCUGCUUUGAAUAUUUAAUCAAGUCAUCACAGGGCAUAAAUGACUUCAAUAUUUUAUCUGUCUUGAUUUUCAAGUGUCAUUUCACAGUCUCCGUAUAUGAAUUUGUUUAUUGUGGGGUACAAGCCUGCGAUGAAUGUGUAUAUAGACCAUUAAUAAUUCCUAUAUGGAUGGAAAUUAAAUGGCUGCAUGAUGGAAACAGAAGAAAAAAAAGCAGAAACUUGAAUUCAUUAAGCAUGUUUGGGGAAACAUAGAAUCUUAACUCAGUGCCUCUGUCUGCAAUGUGGAAACCUUCAACUUUGUUCACCAAAACUGUAUUAUACCUGUAUAUAUAUAUAUACAUAUAUAUAUAUAUAUAUAAUGUAGUAUAGUGAAUCUGACACCACUAGUUUUAAGUCUCUGGUAGCCAAAUUAAAAUAAGUAAUCCACAGAGUAACACAAAUGUUCACCCCAUCUUCAUCUUUGACAUUAAGUGGAGAUCAUCAAAAUGAUGAUAAAUGUCCUUACUUUGAAUGGAUUUCCAGUUACGAAAUGCCCCCAUGCUUUCCGCUGGCUGUAGCACAGCCUGUGGCCUUAGCUGUGCUUUCCCAGAAGAAGAAGGUCUCAGUGUUUUUACUGCAUAAACUUUGUCAGAAGUCAGCUCUGAAGACCAUUAUAUUUUCUUGCUUUUGGGCUGUAAUAAGACAAAGCAAAGAAAAAGCAUAACAACCAAGGAGUCCAUGACAUUUUUUGGUUACCACAUUAAAAACAAAACACUGAGUUUGCUGGUGAACUAAUUUAUAAACACUUCCUGUUUUGGUUUUGCAUCUGUGUGUGGGAAAAACGGUUUUAAUUUAUUUGGAGGUAUUUAUUAGCCAGGGUUUUGGUUGUGAAAAUAAACCUCUAUAAAUAGCACAAUUAUGUGCAUAUAAGGCAGACACUUAAAAAACCCAGCAAAGCCCCCAAAAGUAAUGAUGUGGUUUUCUUCCAAGACACUGUAAUAAACAGUGACUUAACAGAAUAGAUUCUGACACUUCUCAAGAAAUCAUUUUUCCAAGAAAAUUUCAAGGCUAAUGUAUUUAUGUGUAUUUUUAAAUAUUACUUUCCUUAGCAUCUAAUCUAUUCAUGGUUCAUAGACAACAUGGUCACUGGCUGGCAUAGGUCAAUAGGAAUUUUACUUUUCAGAAGAGUCAGAGCACCAUUUACUUUACAUGUGAUGUGUACUUAAAUAAUCACAAGAGAGGAUUGUUUAAAUAGUUUUAGUCCCUUUCUGACCAUCUGAUUCAAUAGGUUUGGUGACAAUAUGCCAUCUGAGCCAUAAUUCUUGAAAUUAAAAAAAAAAAAUCUGUCCAGUGACUGCAAUUGAUCAGAAAUAGGCUAUUUAAAACUAUUCUUUCCUGCUGAAACUGAAAUGUUACACAACAGCACAACGAUGAUAUCUGGAGGCCAGACAUAUCAGAUUCUUCUGUGUUCUACCUUCAAAACAAUCUGUUUCCUUUGAAAUGUAAGUGUUUAAGCUUUUUAGGCAUUAGUGCAAUAAGAGAAUGUGAAUAUAUUGAGACCUUUCCAGAUGCUGUUAUUCCUUGUAAUUUUGUUGUUACGUUACCAAAUGGCUUUAGGGUAAGCCUCUCAGUGUUUUUGCUUAAAACCGAAAGCAUGUGUGUUGAAUCGCAAGUCUCCCUUUAGUUUCUGUGUGUCACCAAGGAGAGGUUCUUUGAGUUGAUGUUAUACCUAUGCCACUUAGAUGUAGCUUCAGGUGUCAUUUUUAGUGUUUACAUUUCGAGCUGGGAUCUUGAUUAGUUAAAUGAGUCAGGACACCACUGCCACUGCUGAAGGACCAAGCAUUGAAAUGCACAGUGUCACUGACGACACUCAGAGCAAACAAAAGUUGAUCCUCACACGUGCCAUCCUCCUGUGUCAUUUUAUGGCUGUUUUGUGUUUUUUUUUCCAAGUUAUUUAUUAUUGAUAAUGACUUACUUUUUUCUUACAUUCUGUUGUAAAUAAAGUACAAAGCAAUCUCCUUUCCAA